AUGGCAACCAUUGCUUUACCUCGACCGAUACCUCCUCACAGCAGCUCUGAUAUUGAUGGCCCUAUCACUCCACCACAUUCUCUACAUGAUGUAGGCCGGUCGGUCCAAAACAAACACUACCCUGCGGCGAUACCAAACAGGCACAUCCCGAUCUGCCCCUCUGGACUUACCAAGGCUGAUGAUGCUCAUACACCACCAGCUGAUACACCGCCUUCAUCACCCACGCAUAUAGACAAUUCUCUUCAGCAACAAUCGCUGCUCUUUCCCCCUCACGGCUAUGUCAGCCUAGAGGCGGGAAAUUUACGCAUCUUUCAGAUAGAUGCAUCGCAAACUGAGGCAGCUCUGGAGUUUGCAUCAAGUCAGCCAUUGCCUGUACCAGAACUGAUGUUCCCGUGGCUGCAUGGCUUACAUCCCGAAAACGAUCUUCAGCAAGCUUUCUUCUUGGGUCGUCGAAUGUCAUCCAGGAAGCCUCCAGUGUGCAAUCGUGGCAUUUUAUUGGUUAAAGCAGACGGGGAUCUAUCAAGAGCACGGCUCAAGGGAGCAGUAUCGCCAGAUGAGUUCAUGCAGUUUGACCCGAACCCAAAAUUCGUUGAGGCAGACCCAGUAGAUGGAUUUUCUGUAAGGAACUUUCAAAUUCAGACAGCGAAAUCGGCACUUGUUUCUGAUGUGAUUGUAUACGGUGAAGAUCCUACAGAAAGCAACAAAGUUGCCUGGGCCAUUGCUGCAGCCCAGUCACAACAGAGACAGCUAGAGCAAGAUUCGACUGGACCGGCUGUUGAAUACAACACUUUCGUCUGUCCUAGCCCAUUCUCCGACUUUGAAGAACAUGAGGGCCACAUUGUCGCGAUCGACUCAGCUGGGUGCCCAACUGGCAACAUCUUGGACUUCGCACAUCAGGAACGGAGCGAAAUGUGGGAUAUGACGCAGGCGUCUGAAAUCUCUCUUAAUGUAUACAUGGGUCCCACUCCUGAGCCAGGUAGCUCCGAAGAGCGAGACUUUGAUGUCUUGAUCGAAUGUAGCGAUUUGGGUCGGCUUAACCCUGGAGCUCUGCGCAGUCUCGUUGGACGAUCCGAUGGGACAGGCUAUCACUCCCACUUUGAUUUCCCGUCAUCCGGCAGCAUCCUCCCACCGACAUGGUCUCAUGAUGAGGCUGAUGGGAUUGUUGAAACGUGCCGGUGGAUUUACCAUUUGUCCCAUGGCACUACCCCUGAGCCAACAACAAGAAAAUGUCGACAACGAAAAGUUUUGAUACACUGUGCUGAUGGGUACACUGAAUCGACAAUGCUGGGAAUUGCAUACCUAAGUUAUAGCACGGGUCAGCCUAUACCACAUGCCUGGUUGCAUCUCCAUACAUCCAAGCUUCGAAAUUUCUUUGCCUAUCCUACUGAUGUAUCACUUUUGACGGCGAUUGCUCCGCAGAUUUUGCGAGAAUCACCCGUUUGUGCUGGGAAAAGUCUUGGACAAAUAACAACGUUGCUAAGAGACGAGCCAAAGUGGCUAUCCACCUUGGAUGGCUCGUUUCCGAGCCGUAUUUUGGACUAUUUAUAUUUGGGAAACCUUGGUCAUGCGAAUAAUCCAGACCUUCUCAAGGAACUUGGGAUCGGCCAGAUCCUAAGUGUUGGGGAAACGGCUUCGUGGCGAGAAGGCGAGCUAGAGAAGUGGGGGUCAAACAACGUCUACGUCGUUCAAGGAGUUCAAGAUAACGGAAUCGACCCUUUGAUGGAUGAAUUCCUAGGCUGUCUCGAUUUUAUAGGCCGCGGACGACGCCGCGGAACUGCUACUUUGGUGCACUGUCGAGUUGGUGUUUCUCGUAGUGCCACUAUAUGCAUAGCCGAGGUCAUGAGAGCUUUGAACACGUCGUUCCCCCGGGCUUAUUGUUUCGUGCGAGCACGACGCCUCAACGUGAUUAUACAACCGCACCUCCGGUUUGCGUACGAGCUACUGCGCUGGGAAGAAUGGUUGCAGCAGCGUGGUGACAUUGCGGCACCACUGAAACGAGAAUUGGAAUGGAGAGAGAUUGCUCGAGAAAUUGCUUUGAUGAACCGACCCUACUCGAGAUGA
Ustilaginoidea virens is the source of this 2061-nucleotide messenger RNA. RefSeq lists its product as uncharacterized. The coding region runs from base 1 to 2061 and encodes 686 amino acids. The record is from RefSeq and is a predicted model, not a curated record. Gene Ontology annotation, biological process: protein dephosphorylation; nuclear DNA replication. The transcript is spliced from 2 exons. NCBI's taxonomy places the organism in Eukaryota, Fungi, Ascomycota, Sordariomycetes, Hypocreales, Clavicipitaceae. Gene Ontology annotation, molecular function: protein tyrosine/serine/threonine phosphatase activity.